GCAGCAUAACCACAUGUGGUGUUGCUCAAGCCUCUCUGAUCCCUCUCUCACUUCCACUAAGCUGUUCUCAUUUUGUUGAUCAACUUUUUUUGGGGUGGGGGAGAAGUGGGGGAGACUUUCAUAUUGCUGGGACGAGGGAGGACGUUCAAGAUGACUUCUAUACCUGCAUCCAGCUGGAGUGCAAAUGAGAGCAGCAGCUGGAACACGAGCUUUUCUGGGUCAGGAGGCAACUGGGGGCAGCCUCUGGGAGCUCAGGCUGGUAACAUCUCCUCCCCUUUAGCACCCGCAACAGCUAACUUCUCCAACCAAUUUGUGCAGCCCUCCUGGCGCAUUGCCCUGUGGUCUCUGGCUUAUGGCGGGGUGGUGGCCGUGGCCGUCCUUGGCAACCUGAUUGUCAUCUGGAUCAUCUUGGCUCACAAGCGUAUGAGGACAGUGACCAACUAUUUCCUGGUGAACCUGGCCUUCUCGGAUGCCUCCAUGGCUGCUUUCAACACCCUCAUCAACUUCAUCUAUGCCCUGCACAACGAGUGGUACUUUGGGGAGGCUUACUGCCGCUUCCACAACUUCUUCCCCAUCACUGCAGUCUUUGCCAGCAUCUACUCCAUGACGGCGAUUGCCGUGGACAGAUACAUGGCCAUUAUCGAUCCCCUGAAGCCCAGACUGUCUGCAACUGUAACAAAGGUGGUCAUUGGCAGUAUAUGGAUUUUGGCUUUCCUGCUUGCAUUUCCCCAAUGCCUCUACUCCAUAACCAAAGUGAUGCCUGGAAGAACUCUUUGCUACGUAGCAUGGCCAGGUGGUCCAAAACAGCACUUUACGUAUCAUGUCAUUGUGAUUGUAUUAGUGUAUUGCUUUCCACUGCUUGUCAUGGGUAUCACUUAUACCAUAGUCGGAAUUACCCUCUGGGGAGGAGAGAUUCCAGGUGACACAUCUGACAAAUACCAGGAGCAGCUCAAAGCUAAGAGAAAGGUGGUAAAAAUGAUGAUUGUCGUUGUGUUGACAUUUGCAAUCUGCUGGUUGCCCUACCACAUUUACUUCAUAGUUACUGGGAUCUACCAACACUUAAAUCGGUGGAAAUAUAUUCAGCAAAUCUACCUGGCCAGCUUUUGGCUAGCCAUGAGCUCCACAAUGUACAAUCCCAUUAUCUACUGCUGCCUUAAUAAGAGGUUCCGAGCUGGUUUCAAGAGAGCAUUCCGUUGGUGCCCAUUUAUCGAGGUGUCCAGCUAUGAUGAGCUGGAGCUCAAGGCAGCCAGGUUUCAUCCCACCAGACAAAGUAGCUUGUACACUGUGUCCAGAAUGGAGUCUAGCACAACAGUAGUGUUUGAUCCAAAUGAUGGAGAUCAUUCCAAGUCCACCCGUAAGAAAAGAGCUGUUUCGCGGGACACAAACUUCAAUGGCUGUUCACGCAGGAAUUCCAAAACCACCUCGACAACCUCGAGUUUUAUCAGCUCACCCUAUACAUCAGUGGAUGAGUAUUCUUAAGGCCCUGGGUAAAUUUGUGAUGGGUGUGAAAAGAGCAGUAUUGUACAUGAAAGAGACAAUGCUAUUCUACCUUAGAACCAAUAUCCAAGCUACAGGAUGGCAGUCAAGAUUCAAUUGAUGAACCCUGGUUGUAAAUACCAUAUGACUUACAGGCCCUGCUUACGUUUGUGCUUUGGAAAAA
Mauremys reevesii (Reeves's turtle) is the source of this 1660-nucleotide messenger RNA. It is a transcript of the gene TACR3, whose product is annotated as tachykinin receptor 3. Gene Ontology annotation, molecular function: tachykinin receptor activity. Gene Ontology annotation, biological process: positive regulation of flagellated sperm motility; G protein-coupled receptor signaling pathway. The transcript has 5 exons. Gene Ontology annotation, cellular component: sperm midpiece; plasma membrane. The record is from RefSeq and is a predicted model, not a curated record. NCBI's taxonomy places the organism in Eukaryota, Metazoa, Chordata, Testudines, Geoemydidae. The coding region runs from base 151 to 1479 and encodes 442 amino acids.